This is a messenger RNA of Sorghum bicolor (sorghum), 1901 nucleotides long. Its product is annotated as UDP-glycosyltransferase 89B2. The record is from RefSeq and is a predicted model, not a curated record. The transcript has a single exon. Gene Ontology annotation, molecular function: UDP-glycosyltransferase activity. The coding region runs from base 254 to 1711 and encodes 485 amino acids. Lineage: Eukaryota; Viridiplantae; Streptophyta; Magnoliopsida; Poales; Poaceae.
GGCAGUCAGGGACCUCGGCGCCGUGAUCCAUGGCGCCGAGACGUGAAACCUCGGCGCCAUGAUGCAUGGCGCCGACCCCCUGGAUCCAUUUCUGCAUUUAAGUUUUACAGGAGUCCAAUUGUGAACUUUUUUCAAAAAAAGACCAAAUUGUAAAAAAUUGGGUCGGCCGGUCGGGUGUCAAGACUCAAGAGUCGAAACUCUUCCACCUACCUCUCGCCCCCAACAUCACCACCACCAUCACCACCAGUCCACCAUGGCGGCGAUGAUCACCGACAGCCCCACGGCCCCGGCGCCGCACGUCCUGGUCGUGCCGUACCCGGCGCAGGGACACACGAUCCCGCUGCUCGACCUCGCUGGCCUCCUAGCGUCCCUCGGCGGCCUCCGCCUCACCGUCGUCACCACGGCCGCUAGUGCCCAUCUCCUCCACCCGCUGCUGGCUGCGCACCGCGACACCGUCCGCGAGCUCGUCCUCCCGUUCCCCUCUCACCCGGCCUUCCCCGCGGGCGUCGAGAGCGCCAAGGGCUUGCCGCCCGCGCUCUUCGGCGCGCUCAUCGUCGCCUUCUCUGGGCUCCGCGGGCCUCUCGGUGAUUGGAUCCGCGAGCGGUCGGACGGACCGGACCGCGUGGUCGCCGUACUCUCCGACUUCUUCUGCGGCUGGACGCAGCCGCUCGCGGCCGAGUUCGGCAUCCCGCGGGUCGCGUUCUCCUCGUCCGCGGUGUACGGCACCGCCGUGCUGCACUCGCUGUUUCGACGGAUGCCGCGCCGCCACGACGGGGACGACUCCGACGAGAGCCUGAUCUCGUUCCCGGAUAUCCCCGGCACCCCGGCGUACCCGUGGCGGCAGCUGUCGCAGCUAUACCGUGCGCUGAAGGAAGGCGACGAGGUCUCAGAGGGUGUCAAGCGCAACUUCCUCUGGAACCUGGAGAGCUCGGCGUUCGUGUCCAACACGUUCCGGCGGCUCGAGGAGCGCUACCUCGGCGCACCGCUCGCGGACCUGGGUUUCAGGCGCGUGCGCGAGGUGGGGCCGUUGGCGCCGGACGCCGGCGCCGCGGGCAACCGCGGCGGGAAGACGGAUGUGGCCGCGGCUGACCUGUGCGCCUGGCUCGACGGAUUCGCCGAGGACGGCUCCGUCAUGUACAUCAGCUUCGGGAGCAUGGCAGUACUGCAUCCGCCGCACGCGGCGGCGCUUGCCGCCGCGCUGGAGCGCACCGGGGUGCCGUUCGUGUGGGCGGCCGGGCCGACGGUGACGCUGCCCGAGGGGUUCGAGGAGCGCGUCGCGGCGGCGGGCGGCAGGGGCAAGGUGAUCCGCGGCUGGGCGCCGCAGGUGGCGGUGCUGCGGCACCGGGCGGUGGGGUGGUUCGUGACGCACUGCGGCUGGAACUCGGUGCUGGAGUCCUGCGCGGCCGGGGUGGCGCUGCUCGCGUGGCCGAUGGCGGCCGACCAGUUCGUGAACGCGCGGCUGCUCGUGGACGAGGUGGGCGUGGCCGUGCCCGUGAGCUGGGGCGGGCUCGAGGCCGCGCCGUCCGCGGACGAGGUCGCGCGGGUGCUGGACGUGGCUGUUGUCAGCGGGCAGCGGCGUGACGUGGUGGCGCGCGCCAUGGAGCUCGCGGAGGAGGCCACGGCUGCGGCAAGCGAAGGCGGCGCGUCCCGGCGACAGCUGGAGGAGCUGGUGCAGGAGCUCCGCCGGCUCGGGAGCGAGCCAAAGGAGUAGCUGCCGUGGGGCCUUCUCCAAAAUUCUCCAAAAUAGUUCCAUCGGGCAUCGGCCACUUAAAUGAUGAUCGAUUAAUAAAGUGCUGACGAUGUCUCCGCUACAAAAUCUACUAUUCUCACCUGUAUAUUUGAUUCUGUAUAUAUGAACUCAAGUUUUUCAAAAGAAAAAAAGAUUUUGUAUGAACUCUGCA